AUGGAGAUGGAGAGCUGUCUGUUCAUCCUCAUGCUCUCAUCCCUGCUCCUGUCCACCACAGCCGACAGUGAUGUGAGGCUGGCGGAUGGUGUCAGUCCCUGUGCUGGGAGAGUGGAGCUUCUUCAUGAAGGACAGUGGGGAACUGUGUGUGGAGAUAGAUGGGAUAUGGAUGAUGCAUCAGUGGUGUGUAAACAGAUGUUCUGUGGAGAUGCUGUAGCAGCACCGCAAUAUGAUCACUUUGGACCAGGAUCUGAGAACAUCUGGAUGGAUGAGGUGUCCUGUGUAGGAUCUGAGUCAACACUGAAAAACUGUCAACAUAACGGAUGGGGUAAACAUGACUGUACUCAUGCUCAUGAUGCUGGAGUUAUCUGCUCAGGCCACAGAGAUGUGCAACUGGUACAGGGUACACACCUGUGUUCGGGGAGAGUGGAGAUCCAGCAUGGAAUUACCUGGUACACAGUGUGUGAUGCUGACUUUGACCUGCAGGAUGCCGAAGUUGUGUGUCGGCAGCUGGGCUGCGGGAUCCCUGCGAAGGUGCUGGGAGGGUCUGCCUUUGGGAAGGGGGGAUACCAAAUGUGGACAGAGGAGAUUCAGUGUACAGGGAACGAGUCAAAUGUUUACUCCUGUCCUAAAUCAUCCACAAAGAAGCAGAGCUGCUCACGUGAUGACAGCGUGGGACUUGUGUGUUCUGGGUACACAAACGGCAGACUGGCGGACGGCCCGGACCGCUGCUCCGGGAGGGUGGAGUUACAGUACCUCACUGAGUGGGGCACAGUGUGUGAUGCAUCCUGGGAUCUGAGAGCAGCCAAUGUCCUCUGUCAGCAGCUGGGCUGUGGGAGCGCUGUGGCAGUGCCAGGACAGGCCUGGUUUGGAAAGGGCAGCGGCCCCAUCUGGACUGAUGUGUUUGAGUGUCAGGGAAAGGAGACACACCUGUCCCAGUGUGCUGUUUCUUCAUGGAACCGAGUUGCAUGCUCUCAUGGACACGAUGCGGGAGUCAUCUGUAAUGGAUCAUCUCUCUCCAGCCUCAAUGGGACGGUCCGACUGUCUGGAGAAAGUGGCUGUGGGGGUCAGUUGGAGGUUCACUACCAGCAAACCUGGAGCAGAGUUCUCCUGGACUCCUGGAGCAUCAGGGAGGCUUUUGUGGCCUGCAGACAGCUGGGCUGUGGUUCAGCAGUGAGGAUCUACAGCUCCUCCCUGUCUGGGACAGGGGACACUGAUGUGUGUCUCACAGGGUAUCAGUGCUCUGGAACUGAGUUUCACUUGGUCAACUGCAGUGCUCCACACACACUCAACUGCAGUUCCAGCCCAUAUGUGUCCAUAGUGUGUUCCAGUGAAUCCCUGAGGCUGGUGGGUGAUGAGGGUGGCUGUGCAGGGAGGCUGGAGGUGUUCCACCAGGGCUCCUGGGGGACAGUGUGUGAUGACUCCUGGGACCUGAAUGAUGCUCAGGUGGUGUGCAGGCAGCUCCAGUGUGGGACAGCUCUCAACUCCACCUCUUUUGGUGCAGGAAAUGGAUCCACCUGGCUAGAUGAGGUGGGCUGUGUGGGAAAUGAGUUGUCCCUGUGGGACUGUCCCUCUUCACAGUGGGGACAACAUGACUGUGGACAUGAGAAGGAUGUAGGCAUUGUGUGCUCAGAAUUCAAAGAUCUGAGACUGGCUGAAGGUUGCUCUGGGCAGGUGGAGGUUUAUUACAAUGACACCUGGGGAAACGUGUGUUUCAAUCAGAUGGACGCAAACACUGUGAGUUUAAUAUGUCAGCAACUCAACUGUGGGAAGAGUGGAACUGUUUCAAGUGCAGGAUCUCGACUGAAAGGAGCUCCAAACUGGCUGGAUUCUGUCAAAUGUCGCCCACAUGACUCCACACUGUGGCAGUGUCCAUCCUCUCCCUGGGGACACAACACAUGUGGCGAUAAUGACAUCGCCAGUAUUACCUGUGAAAGCAGUGACGUGAGGCUGGUGAACGGGAACAGUCGCUGUGCUGGGAGAGUGGAGAUUCUUCAUCAAGGACAGUGGGGAACUGUGUGUGAUGAUGACUGGGAUAUGACUGAUGCUGCAGUGGUGUGUAGACAGCUGGGCUGUGGAGAUGCUGUAGACGCACCUCUCAAUGCUCACUUUGGUCCAGGAACUGGGAACAUUUGGAAAGAUGACACUUUCUGUGGAGGCACCGAACCAACACUGAAGGACUGUGCGUCACGUAGAUGGGGAGAACAUAACUGUGGUCAUAAUGAGGAUGCUGGGGCCAUCUGCUCAGGAUGCCGAAGUUGUGUGUCGGCAGCUGGGCUGCGGGAUCCCUGCGAAGGUGCUGGGAGGGUCUGCCUUUGGGAAGGGGGGAUACCAAAUGUGGACAGAGGAGAUUCAGUGUACAGGGAACGAGUCAAAUGUUUACUCCUGUCCGAAAUCAUCCACAAAGAAACAGAACUGGCAUACAAACGGCAGACUGGUGGACGGCCCAGACUCCUGCUCCGGGAGGGAUCAUCUCUCUCCAACCUCGAUGGGACGGUCCGACUGUCUGGAGAGAGUGGCUGUGAGGGUCAGUUGGAGGUUCACUACCAGCACACAUGGAGCAGAGUUCUCCUGGACUCCUGGAGCUUCAAGGAGGCUUCUGUGGUCUGCAGACAGCUGGGCUGUGGUUCUGCACUGAGGAUCUACAGCUCCUCCCUGUCUGGGACAGGGGACACUGAUGUGUGUCUCACAGGGUCCCUGAGGCUGGUGGGUGAUGAGGGUGGCUGUGCAGGGAGGCUGGAGGUGUUUCACCAGGGCUCCUGGGGGACAGUGUGUGGUGACUCCUGGGACCUGAAUGAUGCUCAGGUGGUGUGCAGGCAGCUCCAGUGUGGGAUGGCUCUCCGCUCUACCUCUUUUGGUCCAGGAAAUGGAUCUAUAUGGCUGGAUGAGGUUGGCUGUGUGGGGAACGAAUCAUCUCUGUGGGACUGUCCCUCUUCACAGUGCGGGAACCAUGACUGCGUUCACAAGGAGGAUGUAGGAGUUGUGUGUUCAGAGUACAAAGAUCUGAGACUGGCUGAAGGUUGCUCUGGGCAGGUGGAGGUUUACUACAAUGGCACCUGGGGAAACGUGUGUUUCAAUCAGAUGGACACAAACACUGUGAGUUUAAUAUGUCAGCAACUCAACUGUGGGAAGAGUGGAACUGUUUCUAGUACAAGAUCUCGACUGAAAGGAGCUCCAAACUGGCUGGAUAUUGUCAAAUGUCGCCCACAUGACUCCACACUGUGGCAGUGUCCAUCCUCUCCCUGGGGACAGAAUAAAUGUGAUGAUGGUGAAGUGGCCCUCAUUACCUGUGAACAAAAAAAUGUGGCUUUGAAGGGAACGGCAACUCAGUCAUCCCAAUAUGACUCUUAUGGUGCUGCUGGCAAUGCUAUUGAUGGAAACAGAAAUACAAAGUACACAGAUGGGUCCUGCACUCACACCAAGCAGGACUCCAAACCAUGGUGGAGACUGGACCUGCAGGAUGUUUUCACUGUGACCUCAGUGACCAUCACCAACAGAGGGGACUGCUGCUCAGAGAGAAUCGAUGGAGCAGAGAUUCGUGUUGGAAACUCCCUGGAUGACAAUGGCAACCAGAAUCCCCUAUGUGCAGUGGUUCCCUCCAUCGCAGCAGGACAGUCCAGUUCGUUCCAGUGUAAUUGGACAAUGGGACGCUAUGUCAACGUGGUCCUCCCAAAACCCGGCAUUCUGACUCUGUGUGAAGUUGAAGUUAAUGUACAUGAUGAUAGCAGUGGCUACCUGCCCCUGAGACUGCAGGGGGGCAACAGGAUGUGCUCAGGGAGGGUGGAGCUGUGGUAUGAGGGCUCCUGGGGGACCAUCUGUGACGACUUAUGGGACAUAAAUGAUGCCCAGGUGGUCUGCAGACAGCUGGGCUGUGGGGCAGCACUGAAGGCUCAUGGGAAUGCUGCCUUUGGGAGAGGAAACGGUCCAAUUUGGCUGAAUGAGGUAAAGUGCUGGGGCAGUGAGCUCCACCUGUGGGACUGUCCUCACUCUCUUCAGGACCACAGGACCUCCUGCUCUCACAAAGAGGAUGCUGGUGUUACCUGUGAAGGCAUAUCUUCUGAAUUUACAUCUACUACAGAAAUUCCAGGAACAUCCACAACUAAAACCUCAGCAAGACCAGAUGUUACCAAAGCACCACGCCAAACACCCCUGUCCAUCCCUCUUGUGGUGUUCCUGGUGCUGGGGGCUCUGCUCUUCCUACUGCUGGUGCUUCUGGCUGGACAGUUGUACCAGAACAGGGUUCUGAAGAGAGCCCUGUACCAAGGGGGUCUUACCCCUCUACAUGAGGCCAUCUAUGAGGAGAUAGAAUACAACCUGACCAGGGGAGAGACAUACAGAGGUGCCAGGAAAGGAAGUGUCCUGUCUGAGGAU
Molecule: messenger RNA, 4371 nt
Organism: Scleropages formosus (Asian bonytongue)
Lineage: Eukaryota; Metazoa; Chordata; Actinopteri; Osteoglossiformes; Osteoglossidae
Product: deleted in malignant brain tumors 1 protein-like
Exons: 21
Cellular component (GO): membrane
Source: RefSeq, a predicted model, not a curated record